Molecule: messenger RNA, 4373 nt
Organism: Geodia barretti
Lineage: Eukaryota; Metazoa; Porifera; Demospongiae; Tetractinellida; Geodiidae
Source: the annotation of a GenBank genome assembly
AAUACCUUGACUAGAGUUGGAGAGUGCAGUGCAAAGCACCCUUAAUAGUUACUGUUGACAAUGCGGGGGCCUGAUGAGGUGGCGUACUUUUUUCUUGAGAGGAAGGAUAGGCCAUAAAAAUUAUGUACCUUGACUAUAGGUGAAGAGUGCGGUGCAAUCCACCCUUCUAUACGUCAGCGGGAUACUUACUUUUGUAUGCUAAUAUUUUUUCAUUUUACGCAUGUCACCUACCUUAGAUAAUUCCUAGGAAUCAAUCUUUGUAUAUUGAGGUGCAAUAGUUUGUACCCUACAAAACUUUCCUGCAAUAGAGUAUGUUCUCAACGAAUACACUGUAUAAUAUAACUGCACUACGGUGUACAUGUGAUCCCAAAGAGCCGUAGCUGUUGGCAGUCGUGUUUGUUCCCUUGUUUGCAGGCAGCGCUGUAUGAGCUGUUUGAGGAGGUGGUGAUCACGGAGCAGAGAAAGAAAGAGGUUCUGACCAAGUUUCUCGGAGAGCCCUCAGACCAGAAUGUGACGGGUGAUAUGGUGGCGUACUCGGAGAGCCUCCACAGUCGGGCACGACAGGGACUGGAGAGACUCCUGUCCUCCGACCAGCAGUGGAUGACCUUCAGACGCAUGAACCUCUUCGACUGUGAGAAGAGUAGCACCGCAGACGCUUCUCUCCUCAGAGACCUCACCAGGUACCUCACAUCCAUUCGUACCAGUAUUCUUUCUACCCAACCGACACAGGAGCAAAGCAAUGAGAAUGGUGAAGAUGGCUCUUAUGAGAACGUGUCAGAAGGCGAGGCUAGUGAGGAGGAGGAACAUGCGGAGAGUCCAGUAUCUCCUCAUGCACAGCUGCAGAGCAGCGACACAGAGCCACCCAGUGAGCUAAUAAGUAGGGGCAGAGCACGACAGAGAGACACAGCGAGUGAACGUACACAGAGCCAGGACUCGAGAGAAACUCCCCACCGCAGCUCAGAAGAAACGCCAACCACAAAUCCCGAGGCCCGCACUAACAGGAGAAUGCGACGGAGACUGAAAGCGAGCAAACAUACACAGAGCCGGGGCUCGCGAGCAACUCCCCACAGAGACAUACUAGAAACGACGACUCCGGAGGACCGCACUAACAGGACACCCUACAACUUGAGAAACCAGGGGUUCAAGGGGAGGAAGAGGAAACGAGGUUGGCCGAAGGGAAGGAAAAGAAAGGUGGUGGUCGAUUCGAUAACAGAGUUGCCCUCAGUAGACACUGUUGUGGUGAGUACGGCAGUAGAAAACAGCGAUUUCACUGCAGAGAGGAAAACAAGGAGCAGAUUGCAGGAAAAACACAGCCGCUUUUCUCCAACAGACAGGAGAAGCAGCAGCCGGUUGCAGAGUGUAAACAGCAGUUAUGGGGUAGAGGGGAGAACGGUCAUGCUUCAGCUCGGACUCACUCCUGUGAAGGUGAUCAAAUCACCUGACACCGUACAGCGCCACACUCCCCUGCCGAGAGCUAAUGCCCACCUCACGUUGAGGAAACAUGCAGAAAUGGGAAACAAGAGGGUGGGAGUAAGUGCUGGGUUGUCAGGUUCAACAGACACGCCCGAGUCCAACCGGACAGAGUACAUCGCUCGACUGAGGAAACUGGACCACCGGAGAGACAGCGAGGAGAGGGUGGAAGUGGUUGAGGCGGGACUGGAGCCUCCAACCAACAGGUACCAGCUGCGACAAAGGGGAGAUGUUGUACCUGAUUCAGACGGUAGUCUGUGUGAGGCAGUGGAGGAGGAGGAGGAGAUGGCAAUACAAGGAAAUAGGACUGCAGGAAGGAAGCGCAAGAGAUGGGCAUCGGGCAAAGGAUCAGCAGGUGAAAGGGGCGAUUCCCCAGAGUGGGCUCUGUCUAGGAAAGAGCAAGCAACUGAGACUGGGACCCCACGGGAGGGUCACCAGGAGCCAAGACACAAGAGACGGGUGGUUUUCUAUGGGUCAGGAGACAGCUCUCAGGAGAGGACCAGUAGUGGGGGUAGUGGCAGUGGGAUGAAGAAGAGGGGGAGAAAGAAUAAGGCAACCUUGAGAGAGGUGGACAAGUCAAAGUUCAGUGUGAACCCGAGGGAGGGGGACAAAAGGAACAAUGGGGGAGGGGGUGGAAGUGGCAAUAAUACCGGUGGCGCCCCACAGAGGAGUCGACGGAAGCAGGUCACCCCUCGGAGGCUGGUUCGAAUGGUGAAUGACAGGCUGGUGUUACAGGUCUAUUUACCUCAGGGUGAUAAUGACAACGACAAUACCAGUUCUGCUACAGUUGAACAGAAACACACAAUACACAACAAGGGAACUACUAAUAUGGAUGGUCUGUCAACCGAGCACCGUUCAGGUGCCCAUGUCUUGGCACGUACCACAGAGAGCAGUAGUGAAUGCGAAACUGCAGACGAUGGCGUUUUCAGGAACCUACGCCACGGUAGUCGCACAAGACACCAUCGCCACAACCCUUCCAUGGGCAACCACAAGCCACGUGAUUUCUCCUCUCCCUCCCGCCAUAAGCCACACCCAUCCUCUCUAACCAAGCCACACUUACCCUACUCCACCGCCUACCAUCACCCACACCCACCUACCCGCCACAGGCUACACCCUCUCUCCUCCACAGGUCACCACAGGGUGGUAGACCUCGCUGAUACGCACACGAUAGAACAAUCCCAGCCCAACAGCCAGUGGGACUAUGUGGCCGUUCAGACCAUCGCAGAGUACGUUAAAACUCACUCAAGACGCUCCGCCCACCACAACCCUCAACAACACAGUGGUGGUAGCAGGCGAGGGGCGUCGGACAUAGAGAUGAGUGACGGCCAGCAGAUGAUGUGCUGCAGCAGUGAGGAAAUGGCCCUGGCUACUCUGGUCCAUACCGAUGUUGCUGACGAUGAUAAGCUGAGUGUAGUUUCUGAGACCAGUCCCGGGUCUUCCUCCCCCGUAACACCUGCUUUACUGUCCCUGGACGUCCUCAGAAAGCGGAAAUGAAUUUUUAUACACCUGCAUGACGCUGGUUAUACUGUGUUUUUAUGAGUCCGUAUUUUUUGCGCGAGACGGGCGGCCGAAAUGUUUCGCAGUGCUCCUGCAGCCGCGCUGCUCUUUUUCCUUCUCUUCUCGUCGCAGGACGGUGUAGGCUCGACUUGUGUGGCCAAUCUUCCACAGAACGAGCAGGAACUGCGGCAGUUAGUGGAGGAGCCAGGAGCUGCACCGUCUCUGAAGUAUGGAGACGAGGCUCGUCUCUUCCCCAACGUCACGUUCAGCUGCAGGGGCAGUGUAGUUGGCUGGAGCCUCAUAGCACCACUGCAUGACAAUCCCCCGGGGCGGAGGCCCAUCAUGAAUGUGUGGUCUCCAAAAGCUGACAGUGAUGAAGAGUACGAACAGUUGCGGGAUAACAGCACUAACCUCAUACCCUGUUUGAAGGAGAUAAUAAGUGAAGAGAGACAGCUCUAUCUGUACGAGAACACCACAAUGGAACCGCUGGAGUUUCAACCUGGCGACAUCCUAGGCAUGGUCCUACGCGAUACAAACAAGAAUAACUCUAUAUUCACGCCAUACAUGUUGAACAAAAUAUGGUUUGUGGCUUAUUACCGUGAUGCUAAAAAUGCUAGACCGACCGAGAACAUCCGUGGUUAUCAAGUUGAUAGCAUGAUGCCACUUCUUUUUCUGCACAUAUGCUCUAUGGAUGAUGGAGACUAUGAGAGAUGUCUUAAAGACUACGGAAGACCACCUACUAUGUGCAUAGAAAUCAACCCUGACACCAGGAGUGGUGAUGAAGAUGAAGAUGAGGGUGGAGUGUCACAGACGGUGCUGGCUGUGGCACUGGGCGUCUCUCUCAUUGUAGCUCUCCUGGUAGUGUCCACACUGCUGGGCCUGACUCUGGUCUACAUAGCAGUCAUCAAGAGGAGACAGAGGAGGAAGGAGAAGGUCACAGUGACUGUCAUGACAGACAAUACCAACAUUCGAAGUGAAGCUCAGCCCUAUGCCGAGCCUUUCCCAUCUCGUACCCACACUCCCUUGCCCCCACCCCCAACCCGACCUCCUCCUCCACCUAACGGACUGAGCAUCGAACAACCCACCUACGCCACCCUGGACGGGCCUACCCCCUCACCACCUCCUCCUUAUUCCCUGGAUCUCCACAGCAGUAGACCACCUCCUCUAGGGAGCCUCCAGUCUCCACAGUAUGAGAGUAUCGAUGGCCAGGAGAGAAAGGCUGCUCUCCUGAGGCAGAAUGCCACAGAGUCCAACAUGGACAGUGCCGGUGGCUACUCGGCCAGGGCUCCAGGAGCCAACAACGUCACCACUGCGAUAGACUCCGAUAACAAUCAGUGAUACCGUGACCGUGUCUUGAUUUGUAACUCUGUGUGUGUGUGAAUUUCACUUAUAGCUGUAUGAAAAUC